Molecule: messenger RNA, 2496 nt
Organism: Hydra vulgaris (swiftwater hydra)
Lineage: Eukaryota; Metazoa; Cnidaria; Hydrozoa; Anthoathecata; Hydridae
Source: RefSeq, a predicted model, not a curated record
AAAUCGCGAUUUACGGAACCGAUUUUUAUGCUUAAAUUUUGGUUCUCGUUUUUUUAACUCUUUUUUAGGCAGCGUGAGGCAGACGUAGUUUUGUGAAGUUUCUUUUUAGAAAAAUAUAUACACAUAGAUACUUUUUGGAAAGAAGAAAAGCUAAUCUUGCUUUUUUAAAUACUUUUAUAUAUGGUUACUAAACUUUUUUAUAGAAUAUUUUGCUCCUGAAUAUUAGGUUGAUGUUCUCUCAUAAUUUUGUGGUCGAAGAAAUGUAGAGUCCGCUUUUUUUAUUAUUAAAAUAGUUUGUUUCAUGCCUUUUUUAUGCACAUGCCAAAUUUCAACGAAAAAUAAUUAUAAGCAAAUAGUUUAAUUAGUGUUAUACCAAGUAUACCACUUUUUUUAGGUAGCCCUAGGCAAAUGGUUUUUUGAGGUGGUUCCAUUUAGAAACAUAUAUAAACUUUGACAAAUUUUGAAAAAAAGAAAGGUCAGGCUUGAUUUUUAUAUAACUAUUAUGUAUCGCUUCCAUACUUUUUUAUGGAGUAUUUUGCUGAGAAUUUUGCAUGAAAAUUUGGUUGGUGUUGUCACAUGGAUUUGUAGUCGAAGAAAUGUAGAGUCCGCUUUUUUUAUUAUCAAAAUAGUUUGUUUCAUGCCUUUUCUAUGCACAUGCCAAAUUUCAACGAAAAAUAAUUAUAAGCAAAUAGUUUAAUUAGUGUUGGACGUUAGGUACCUAAUUUCGGUUUUUCUGUUGUUUUUUUUUUUGGUAAGCGAAAUCCGGGUGUCACCGAAACCGGAUAAGGGGGCGAUUCAAAAAAAAAUCUUUUUUUGAAUUAUUUUGAUUUAUAUUAUUAGAUUUAAUUAGAAAUGGAAAAAAUUAACAAAACUGUUUUAGAUGCCCUAACAGAUAAUCCAACCAGGCUUUUUGUUGACUUUUUAAGAUUUCUCGAAUCUACACAGCCUACCACUGUUACAUCUUCGUCUUCAACGAAUGUUCCUUCUACUUCUGCUAUAAGUGUUACAUCUUCAGCGGCUAUUAUAAGUAGUAAGUUUAAAAACUAUUAUUUGCAAUGUAUACACCUCUACCUCUGUACAUGUAUACACCUCUCUUUAUCAAUUGCAAAUUAUUAUAACACUUUUUUUUCAUCUUUAGUUCCAUGUGCACAACUUUCUACUGGUAAAUUUAUGAUUUAGAAAUGUUUCUGAAUGGUUAUUGAAUUUAUGUUCCUAUUUAUAUACACUUUAAUUCAUUAGUAUUGUGUUAUCCCUCAAAGUGUGGUAUAAUGAAAUUAUUACUCUCAUUAACAUUUUUUUAAGCUAUCAUUGAUUAUAUAUGUUGUUCAUAUUAUUUAUUCAUCCUAUCACUUUCACUAAUCAUUGUUUUAUAUUACAUUUUAAAGCAGAACAGCUUUAAUGAUUGUUACAUCUGUAACUUACUGUUGAGAAUUUCAAAUUAUUUUGUAUACAAUUUUUUUUUAACUAUUUUUUGUUGAAUCUACACAGACAAUCACUGGUAAGUUUGUAUGUGUUAAUGAUUAUAGAGAUAAUUAUCUAGUACUUUUUAAUCUGUGGAUAGAUUUCAAAGAUUACCAAUUUCAAAGUCAGUAUUUAAUUUUUUAAUUUUUUAUUACAAAUUUUGAAUUUUUGGUUAUAUCUUCGCCUUCAAGGAAUGGUAAGUUUAACAAUUAUUACUUUUUAAUGUGUAUAUAUUUUCGAUGACUGCAAUAUGUAUUUUUUAUAAAUAGUUUUUAACUUUAGUCCCUUCUACAUCUGCUACAAGUGGUAUGUUUGGUUUAUGUAUGAAUGAUUUAUUUAGUUUCCUUCUUGGAAUUUUAAACAAUAUCAUUUACUAAAAGCCAAGACUUAAAUUUAUUGUAUUUUGUAUUUUGAAACUUUUUAAAAUACAAGUUUUAAAAUUAGUUUUAUCUUCAGCCUAUUUUUAGGGUGGAUACUCCAACUUGCAUUUUGUAAUGUGGUUCAAAUAUUUAUAAGAAUGUAGCAUUUCACUACGAGGAUGUUAAAACGUAACGAAGACAUCCACCCUUCAAUCUAAAAUAGACCACUAAUAUUUGGAAAUGAAGUGGAAGCAAAUUAGAACAAUUUUUUGUGUAUAAAGAUGACAUAUUUUAUCAGAAAAACACUCUUUCGUGUAAAAAACUUGUAUUUUUCUAAGGGUACGAGGGUGUUCCGUACCCCCUCCGGUCCUCUAGACACAUCUUUUAUCUAUAGAGUUAUAUAAACUUGUAGCCUACUUUUUCAUCUAUCUUUUGAUACCAAGAUAUAGACAUUUGGAUGAGAUUUGACAAAGUUAUAACAAUUUUAGUGAGAAAAAAAAUAAUUUUGGAACCAGUUUCUUCAAUAAAUCCAUAUAUCGGAAAUUUGCUACUAAAAACGCUAUAACUUUUUAUAGAAUUGUCCGAUUUUCAUAAUUUUUUCACCUUUAAAAUACUGUAUUUAAGGGCUUUCUAAUGAUGUAUAAUAUUCUAGUAUUUAAUUAAUUUAAAAAAAUCA